AUGCUUGGCAGCAUAGAUUGUAUGCACUGGGAAUGGAAGAACCGUCCAUUUGGUUGGCAGGGCCAGUACAAGGGGCAUGUCAAGGCGUGCACUGUCAUAUUAGAAGCGGUGGCUUUGCAGGAUCUUUGGAUAUGGCAUUCUUUCUUCGGCAUGGCAGGUUCUCACAAUGAUAUCAACGUGCUGCAGCGUUCUCCAGUCUUCGCAAGGCUUGCAGAAGGCCACUCCCCACCUGUCAACUUUGAGAUCAACGGCCACCAGUACAAUAAGGGAUGCUAUCUAGCUGAUGGUAUAUAUCCUCAGUGGUCAACUUUUGUGAAGACAAUCUCGAAACCCCAAGGUGAGAAGAGAAAGAGAUUUGCCCAAAUGCAAGAAAGUGCUAGAAAGGAUGUGGAACGUGCUUUUGGUGUGCUUCAAUCCCGGUGGAGUAUCGUUCGAAACCCUGCACUGUCAUGGGAUGAAACGAAGCUUUGGGAGGUGAUGACUGCUUGUGUGAUCAUGCACAACAUGAUCGUCGAGGACGAGCGUGAUGAGAGUAUCUUCGACCAAGGAUUUGAUUAUCAAGGUGAAAAUAUUGAGCCCCUGCACCAAGACCCGACCACAUUUGAACAGUUUGUCCAAUUCCACCGUGAGCUGCGUGAUUGGCACACUCAUUUGAAUCUUCAAAAUGACUUGGUUGAGCAUGUGUGGGAUCACAUUGGCAACCAAUAG
Molecule: messenger RNA, 708 nt
Organism: Aegilops tauschii subsp. strangulata
Lineage: Eukaryota; Viridiplantae; Streptophyta; Magnoliopsida; Poales; Poaceae
Source: RefSeq, a predicted model, not a curated record